GAACAAACCGGCACUAGAGAGUAAUAGCGAAGAAGGGAACGAUCUACUGUCACUGUCUACGACGACGACGACGACGGAGAGCUGAGCAGAGAAGAAGGAGAACGCGCCGGCGAUGGCGGUCGGGAUAGGUUUUAGGCGUAGGCUUGAUUUUCUGCUGUUGGUAAUUGCGAUUCUCUCGGCGCCUGUACUUUCUGAUCUGAUCCUCUCCAAAGUCGAACGACAGAUUGAUUUGACCUCACAGAUCGCACGCAUCUCCUCUACAAUCAAGGCGGAGAAUGACGGCUCAAGUUCGGUUUCGGAGAUUCUGCUGGCCAUCCCUGAGCUCCAGGCUAAGAAUCUGGCGUAUUUGACUGCUAGAGUCAUUGAAGGGAAAGGGAAAGCGAGAACUUCUGGUUUAGCUCUCACGGUUGAACCUGCCAAUCCUAAAGGGAUGCCGCCGGCUCUGAGUUUCUACUCGAUAGUACUGCCCAAGCCUUUGGCUAAUGGCGAUAGUGUGACCUUGGAUGUCUUGGCUGCCUUUACCCAUAGCUUGAGGCCAUUUCCCGAGAAGAUCACUCAGGCUGACAUUCACCUGGUGUUGUUCCAAGAUACUGGACACUAUCUCUCUCCUUAUCCAGUCAAGGUUCAAUCCCUUGCUGUGAAACUGCCCCAGGCUAGGAUUGAGUCAUACACGAAGCUCGAUAACACAAAGAAUCUUGGCUCGGAGAUCAAAUAUGGCCCGUAUGAGAACCUCCCGCCAUUCUCAUAUUCUCCAAUCGCCAUACAUUUCGAAGCCAACCAAGCAUUUGCUGUUGCUCGGGAGCUAGUGAGAGAGAUCGAGAUCUCCCACUGGGGGAAUGUGCAAGUCACCGAGCAUUAUGACAUUGUCCAUGGAGGUGCCAUGAGCAAGGGUGAAUUUUCCAGGCUUGACUACCAGUCCAAACCCCAAAUUCGUGGUGCAUCAGCCUUCAAGCAUCUUGUCGCUAAACUGCCUCCCAGGGCUCAUUCUAUUUAUUACAGGGAUGCGAUUGGAAACAUAUCGACAUCCCAUGUGAGGGGGGACUCAAAGAAGACAGAAAUUCUGAUUGAGCCUAGAUAUCCAUUAUUUGGUGGUUGGAGGACUGCAUUCACUAUAGGAUACGGUUUGCCGCUUCACGAUUUUGUGUUCGAGUCAGAGGGGAAACGUUUCUUGAACUUCUCCUUUGGUUCUCCUAUGCAUGACAUUGUAACAGAUAGCAUCACUUUGAAGGUUGUCUUGCCAGAAGGAUCCAAGUAUCUCUCUGUUUCUACUCCAUUUGCUGUCCAACAGGAGGAAGAGAUAAAAAUGUCUCAUCUAGACAUUUUUGGCCGACCUGUUAUUGUGCUGAAAAAGGCUAAUGCUGUGCCAGAGCAUAAUCAAUUUUUCCAGGUCUAUUACAAGUUCAAUGCACUUGCAAUGCUGAUGGAGCCAUUUAUGUUGAUAACUGGAAUAUUCUUCCUUUUUGUCACUUGCAUAGUUUAUGUGCAUGUUGACUUAUCAAUCUCCAAGUCUUCAGCUUCAUAUUUAGCAAAAUUGCAGUGGGAUGAGGUGAGAGCAACAGUGCAGCAGAUUCAAAAUAUCAUCAACCAGUGUCUAUCCACACACGAAAAGCUAGAAGCAUCACUACGUGACCUCUCCAGAACUGGAGAUGUUCAAGCUUGUAAAGCCGCUCGCAAGGCAGCUGAUGGCUUGUUGAAGGAGCUGUCGAAAGAGCUGAAGCCCUUGAUCGCAUUCUUGCAAUCUACACCUCCUGCUGCUCAUAUUUUGCCCAAGGUAGAGGAGCUGGUAGCAAAGGAGAGGGAAUUGCAGGAGAGGCUGAUGGCCAAGCACUCAACCAUAGUCGAUUCCCACGAGAAGAAGCUUGGAGGAAAGGAAACCGAGAACCGGGUUGCUUCCGUGCAACAGAAGAUUGUAGCUUUGAGACAGGACAUUGAAGAUCUGAUGGAAUACGUCGAUGAAAUAUAAAAGUUUUGUUAGACUGGCACUGCAGAAUUAUGCUAGGAAUUCGUAUUAGACGUUUCCUCUACUAGUUGUGAACUUUUAUAGCUAUUAGAAGAAGAGAGCGUUGACGGUUGUUAAGAAUUUCAGUCCUUCAGCUGUAACCAACAUUGAACGAUAGCAUGGGGUUGAAAUGGGUUCCAUAAUUUAUUAUCUACUAGCAAGACCUGCUCGCUUGUGCUUCGUGAUGAGUGAAUCUAAGCCUGCGAUGCGCUUUCGAGAAUUGAUCUUGUAAGAGAGUCAAUAUAGAUUCUUAACUUAGCAAGAGUAUUUUGAAAGGUACAUAUAAACUUGUCUUAUUAGUAAAGUAACUCAGGUUACAUAACUAAAAAAGAAGUUGAUUCUUAAAGAGCAUAACACUAUACAGAAUUACAGACUAAAAAACACUAAGCAACGACAUUGACGCUUCAUAUAGUUAAAGACCAACAAAUGAAAGGAUAGCGAUAAAAUACCGAAUGUACUUGAAAUGCAUUUAGUUAUACUACAAUGCAAUAACAGAGCAAAAUUUGAGCUGUUAUAUCACUAAAGGAACGUAUCCAAUAAUAUCCUAAGAGUCUUUCCAUAGCUUAUACUGGUCGAGAAGAAAAAAAGAAGUGUAAUGCCUGUCUCUAACUGGCAUAGAAUGACAAAUUAGAAGUGAAACGAAGAAACAAUCAGAAAAAGAAAAUAAAUACAACAUGCAAGACCAAAAAUGGGCCUAACCUAAGUCAACGUCCUUGGGACUAUGGCCGACGUCGAUUGUCGCCGCCAUUCACCUCGUCUUCCCUUCCCUCUACUGUUUCCACCCGGAAGAACUUCCCUCGGCGUAACAAAAACCCAGAAAUAAUCAGAAUUCAAGACAACCCCAAAAAUUCUAACAAUUCAACACUCAAAACCAAAAACAUAUCUCACCUAAUGCAUCGUCGUUAGGAUCAUCACCGUCAUCGACCGUAGUUCACCAUCUAAGGACCUUCCUACCGUCAUAAGAGUGGGUAGAGCAAAGAAAGAGGAGUAGAUUUAAAACACUUAAUCGAUAUGAUAAAAUAAAAAACUCACCCGGCCAAUAGGCCAGGAAUAAAGCUAGUUAUUAUUUAUAUAAUAAUUGUUAUGGCAAUGCAUUUUUGAUAAAUUGCUAAUCAACACCACUAAAACUGAUAGGUGAAGAUUUAAACUUCUAGCCAAACACUUGGCUUAUUGUACAUAUACAUUGCUAAUAAUGCCUACUAAAACUGCUAGUAUAAGCCUUAAACAAUACGUGAACACAAUGGACUCCAUAGAAAAGUUACAAUCAUAUGUCUAUUUCUUUGAGAACACUCUGAUAUACAUAGUUCUACAGUGAAAUAUUUCCCCGUAUUUGCUCAAUUAACUCUUCUUGCUCAAAAUAUUGAAGAAUACUAAAGUCUUGAACCGACAUUUGCAACAAUUGAACCAUUGCGGAAUGACUAAACUCGAUAUUUUCAUUAUCCACGAAAUCUUUGCAGCACACUAAUGCAUCAUACCUGCAUUGAAUAAAAAGUGUUCAUCAUUGCUUAUAGAUAACAGAAAAAAUAACACACAUAAAAUUCAUCCUAACUUACCAGCAAGUGUUAUUUUCUCGUCUCACUCUUCCAUGAUCUGCAAUAAAGUCCUCAAUUUGUACCAAACACCAAUAUCUUGCCUAUAUAGAAAUAUACCGGGUUAGAGAAAGAAUUUUAUUCAAUUUGACUUCUCAACGAUAUAAGAUAAUAUACCUCAAGGUUAAUAUCAGCAGUAGAAAGGAAUGUACGCAUCAUCUGUAAGGUAACCACAAUUGGCAAAGGAUCUCUAAAGCAAGAAACACUCCUUGUUCUUGUGUGCUUGAGUAUAAUAAUUGGCCUAUGUUCAUGAAAAUAUCUGUUAAAAGAUUUUGGUUAGUGAGUAAUUCUUCAUAUUUAAAAUCAAAGAAUAAAUCUAACAAUGAGUU
Linum trigynum is the source of this 3917-nucleotide messenger RNA. The record is from the annotation of a GenBank genome assembly. NCBI's taxonomy places the organism in Eukaryota, Viridiplantae, Streptophyta, Magnoliopsida, Malpighiales, Linaceae.